AUGAAACUAGUAGAAAGCCAACAGGAUUUUGACACAUGGCUCUGUGAAGUCAAAAGUUAUGAAUACCUCAUCGUUGAUACGAAAUACCGAUUAAAAAUAUUAAUCAAAAUGUCUUCAGAUUAUGAAAUAAUAGCGUUGUUAUCAGCAAUUUUAAAAUAUUUCCAUCAAAUCGGUGGACCAAUUUUAAUGAUUAUCGGAAGUGUUAGUUAGGUGCAAUCACAGCAAAAAUCACUCGGGGGGACCGAUGAACGUGUUCAAACGAGAGGUGUUCAUUAUAGAGAGGUGUUCAUUAAGGGAGGUUUCACUGUAUUUACAUAUUUUGAACAAAACAACUUUCAAGCUAAUAAAUCAGCAGAAUCUGCCGAUAUUCUUGUAUUAGCAAGUCAUCAUCGUAGUCGACAAUACGCGAUUGAUUUCCAUAGGUCCACGAAAAAUUAUUUUUAUCCUGGUAUUAAAUAUAAAAUACACCGGGAUAAAACUAAUUUUUCGUGGACCCCUCUUGAUUUCCGUUUUAAUGAUAAUCGAAUUGGAACAUAUUUUAAACGUAAUGGAAAUCGAGCAGUUUUAACAAUGGAAAAUAAUAAUAUCGAUUUUAAUAGAAGACUCACAUUUGAUUUAACUCAAGAUGUUCAAUUGGACAACGGAGAACUCAAAUUUAAUGACGAACAAAAUGUGAAGAAAUUGUUGAGUGAUUUAAUUACACACAUAAAUAUGCUGAUCAAUAAUACUUCUUCAUCAAUGCAAUUAACUUCUCAUGAGCAAAAUGUACCUGAUUCACGUGAUGAUUGCAAGAAAAUGGAAUGUACUAACGGACUGUCAUCUGAAAAGAACUCUGCGACAGAAAAUACACAUCUCUGUCAAAUCAAUCUAUACUCUGAUCAACGACAAACUGAAGAUGAUCCUUUCGACAUAUUAUUUCAAUCGAUACAUGACGUUUUGAACAGUCAACCAGGACCAAUUCCAUCCACUAGUCCAAUACAUGUCUCGAUUUUAAACGAAUUAACAGGUGGACCAUUGGAUAAUUCUAUUUUUAGUCAAGCAUCAUUACAUGAUGAAUAUGGCCAUGGAGAACCAACAUUGGAUUAA
Molecule: messenger RNA, 1086 nt
Organism: Adineta ricciae
Lineage: Eukaryota; Metazoa; Rotifera; Eurotatoria; Adinetida; Adinetidae
Source: the annotation of a GenBank genome assembly